UCAAUUGCAAACUAGUGUGAAAACGUGUGAUUAGGACACUUCUGACCGAUUGCAGCAUACCGAAUAGGAUGGAGGAUAAGGCUAUGCUAAAAGAUUUAGACCAAUGGAUCGAACAACUGAACGAGUGCAAACAAUUGACCGAAUCGCAAGUGAAAAUUCUAUGUGAUAAGGCAAAGGAAAUACUAUCGAAGGAGUCUAACGUACAGGAGGUGAAAUGUCCGGUUACAGUAUGUGGAGACGUGCAUGGCCAGUUCCACGAUCUGAUGGAGCUGUUUCGGAUAGGUGGACGGUCACCGGACACUAACUAUCUGUUCAUGGGAGAUUAUGUCGAUCGUGGCUAUUAUUCGGUAGAGACCGUUACUUUGUUGGUGGCAUUGAAGGUACGAUAUCGUGAAAGAAUAACUAUCCUGCGCGGUAAUCACGAGUCGCGACAGAUUACGCAAGUGUACGGUUUCUACGACGAAUGUCUGCGGAAGUACGGCAAUCCGAACGUAUGGAAGUUCUUUACGGAUUUGUUUGACUACUUGCCGCUGACGGCCCUGGUCGAUGGACAGAUCUUUUGCCUGCAUGGAGGGCUUAGUCCUUCGAUUGAUACGCUUGAUCACAUUCGAGCACUCGAUAGACUUCAGGAGGUGCCACACGAAGGACCGAUGUGCGAUCUGCUGUGGUCCGAUCCGGAUGACCGAGGUGGCUGGGGUAUAUCGCCCCGAGGAGCAGGCUACACAUUUGGACAGGACAUUUCGGAACUGUUCAAUCACACAAACGGGCUGACAUUAGUAUCAAGAGCACAUCAGUUAGUAAUGGAAGGAUACAAUUGGUGCCACGAUCGCAAUGUUGUCACAAUUUUCUCCGCACCGAACUACUGCUACCGUUGUGGCAAUCAGGCAGCAUUGAUGGAACUGGACGAUGCACUAAAAUUUUCAUUCCUACAAUUUGAUCCAGCUCCACGUCGUGGCGAACCACAUGUGACCAGAAGAACGCCGGAUUAUUUCCUUUAAGAACAAUAUCCUUAUUAUAUGAUGCUGAAAAAUAGCACGAGUAAACAAAUUAAGCAGGUACACACAACAUUAAGAGAGACAGGCCAACGGAAGC
This is a messenger RNA of Anopheles marshallii, 1092 nucleotides long. It is a transcript of the gene mts, whose product is annotated as serine/threonine-protein phosphatase PP2A. Gene Ontology annotation, molecular function: protein serine/threonine phosphatase activity. The coding region runs from base 69 to 998 and encodes 309 amino acids. Gene Ontology annotation, biological process: peptidyl-serine dephosphorylation; mitotic cell cycle. The record is from RefSeq and is a predicted model, not a curated record. The transcript is spliced from 5 exons. Gene Ontology annotation, cellular component: cytosol. Lineage: Eukaryota; Metazoa; Arthropoda; Insecta; Diptera; Culicidae.